AUGGAUCCAGCAGACCUACCUACAGUGGUUUAUAAUUUAUCUCAACGAGUGGAUCAGCUCUCUCAAGGGUUAAGGGAGCUACAGAUUCAAAAUGACAACUUAAAAGCUAUUAUCAAGGAUAGCACACCAGAACCUCAGGUAUCUUUACCUGAAAAGUUUUCAGGAGACAGAUCUACAUACAGGCAAUUCAAAAAUGCUUGCAAUCUUCUAUUUCUAAUGAGACCAAAGACUUAUAAUACAGAAAGAAUCAAAGUCAUGACAGUGAUCUCCUUUUUGAGAGGUGAAGCAAGAACUUGGGCAGAUCUACUAUUUGAAAAUGAUGAACCUGUACUAGGAUCUCUUUCAGGAUUUCUUUACUUAAAUGAGCCUUCUAUAUGA
Bombina bombina (fire-bellied toad) is the source of this 378-nucleotide messenger RNA. Its product is annotated as protein LDOC1-like. Lineage: Eukaryota; Metazoa; Chordata; Amphibia; Anura; Bombinatoridae. Bases 1 to 378 code for a protein of 125 amino acids. The transcript has a single exon. The record is from RefSeq and is a predicted model, not a curated record.